AAACGUCAACGCCAAUCAACAAUCCGUCAAACGUCAUAACAAUCAUCCAUUCGUUCGUCCGUGACUGAUAACACCGAUUCCUUAUCGAACCCAUCUCCAAUCACUAAUCGAAGGUCAACUUCUCAACCUGUAUCCUAGAAUGAUUACACCUUAUCACCCGCAUUCACCAACAACCCCCCUUCACAUGAUCCUCUUGCCAUGAAAGCGAAAGUGGACCCCAAAGUGUGUGGUGUGUGUGGCGAUAAGGCCCUCGGUUACAACUUCAACGCCGUCACCUGCGAGAGCUGCAAGGCCUUCUUCAGACGCAACGCUUUAGUACAAAAACAGUUCAAGUGCCCUUUUAACGACAACUGCGAGAUUAACACAAUCACUAGGCGCUUCUGUCAGAAAUGUCGCCUGGACAAGUGCUUCGCCAUCGGCAUGUGCAAAGACUUGAUCAUGUCCGAAGAGGACAAGAACCUCAAGCGACAGAAAAUCGAAGAGAACAGGGCGAAGAAACGUAGCAGAUUUCACGGGUUUAAGACUUUCAAAAAGGUUAAAAAAGAGGACAAAGUGGUGGGCGAAGAGGCUGACUCUCAGGAUUCGUCGACUGUCGAUUCAGAUAGUUCGAAGGAUAUGUAUCAGCCUAAUGGGGGGCAGAUUGUGAGUGUUAUUAGUUACAUGGAUUCAGGGAGUGAACGCUUGGUUACAUCAAGUGACGACGUUUCUAUGAUUAGGAAUAUGUUAAAUACGACUCCGAGUGACGUGUUGCAGAAGACUGUAGAUGAGAAUGCUUUGGUUUCGAUGAUUAAUAAUGAUGUCAAUUGUAAUAAUACUGAAGCGACAUCAGCUAAUCAAGGAGGCAGGGGCACGGAAGACGUUACUAAAGAUGUGGUUGAAGAUGUACAUAGAGUUUCCAUCGAGCCGAACUCGAUCGAGUCAAUCCUUUGUGAAGCAAUAAAACUGGAAUACGAGGCGUAUUCGUCAAUUGCCCAGUGCCAUUCAAAUUCUCGUGAAUUAAACGACGCUGAAAGAGCCAAAUUGAAUGAGUUAAUCGUUGCCAAUAAAGCCCUCGUAACUCCGCUGGACGAUGAAUUGAACAGCCUCAUAGGAAACGAUUACAAAUUCAGAUCACUGUUACAGGGGAACCCCCAACAAGCCCUCGAAGCCGACCCUGCCCUUGUCGAUGUGAUAAAUCUAACAGCAGUCGUCAUCCGACGAUUAAUCAAAAUGGCGAAAAAAAUCAACGCUUUCAAAAACAUGUGUCAGGAGGAUCAAGUGGCUUUACUUAAGGGGGGUUGUACGGAAAUUAUGCUGUUAAGAAGCGCAAUGAACUACGACCCCACAAAGCAAACGUGGAAGAUCCCUCACAGUCGAGAAACGUUCAACCUUAACGUUGAUAUUCUAAAACUGGCCAAAGGCAACGUGUAUCAAGAACACGAACGUUUUAUUAACACGUUCGACCUAAAGUGGCGCUCUGACGAAAAUAUAAUCCUGAUCUUAUGUGCCAUUACUCUAUUUACGCCGGAUCGACCUCGUGUGGUUCACCAAGACGUAAUUAAACUCGAACAAAACGCGUACUAUUACUUGUUGAGGAGAUAUUUGGAAAGUAUAUACCCAGGAUGCGAAGCGAAAUCCACAUUCCUUAAGUUAAUUCAAAAAAUCGCAGAAUUACAUAAGUUCAACGAAGAGUUAAUUAAUGUAUAUUUAGAUGUAAAUCCGUCACAGGUUGAACCCUUACUCAUCGAGAUAUUUGAUUUGAAACACUGAUGUUUUUUCAUGACUUGCGGUAAAUGUAAAUAAGUCGAAUUUCAACAUUCAAGCAAUAAUUCUUAUUUAUUAUGUAAAUAAAUUGUUUUAAGUAUCGUAGAAA
This is a messenger RNA of Zophobas morio, 1852 nucleotides long. RefSeq names its product nuclear hormone receptor HR96 (gene Hr96). The transcript is spliced from 4 exons. Gene Ontology annotation, molecular function: nuclear receptor activity; RNA polymerase II cis-regulatory region sequence-specific DNA binding; zinc ion binding. Gene Ontology annotation, biological process: positive regulation of transcription by RNA polymerase II; cell differentiation; negative regulation of transcription by RNA polymerase II. NCBI's taxonomy places the organism in Eukaryota, Metazoa, Arthropoda, Insecta, Coleoptera, Tenebrionidae. The record is from RefSeq and is a predicted model, not a curated record. The coding region runs from base 199 to 1749 and encodes 516 amino acids.